GAUCAGAUUGUCCCAUAGGCUAUUCCUAGCCUCGUGGACGUUAAAAUUCUUUCUUCUUCUUCUUCUACAACCACUCUAGCCUAUUUUCAUUGGUUGAGAUGUCCCAUGAUCUUUAUUCAUCAAUAUUGGGUAGUAUGUAUCUGCAAGCAUUUCUGAAUGUCGCAGCUACGUGGGUAUCAGUCGAGAGCUGAAGUGCAUUGAAAAUAUCCUUUGAUCUUUAGUCAUCAAUACAAUGAACUCGUCCUAAUUGAUGGCCUCUUUAUCAGUUGUGAGGGCAAAAUCCAAGUCCAUUUUAUUGAAGUACGCAUAUGCAAGCAUUUCUGAAUGUCGCAGGUACGUGGUUAUCAAUCGAGGAUUGAAAUGCGGUGAAAAUAUUCUGGGCAAACCAGAGGUCUUAGGAUUAGAAGUAUCACAAUCUGAAGAAUGUAGAUGGUUUUCCUCCUCUGGCAUUGGGAACCUUUCCCUGUGGAGAGGUAAAAAGAAAAUAAUGAGUAGAGAAGGGCUACUUGUGGUUCAGGAGCUCAAGCGAUUGAAACAGGAUAAUGAACGCAUUCAAAAGUUCAUGAAAAGCCAUGUCUCUAGACUUUUGAAGUCCGACCUUCUUUCCGUACUUGCGGAAUUCCAACGCCAGGACGAGAUUUUUCUAGCCCUUAAGAUCUACAAUGUUGUUCGCAAAGAAAGUUGGUACAAACCAGACAAGCCAUUCUAUAGGGAUAUGCUUUUUACUUUAGCCAGAAAUAAGAAGGGAGAAGAAGCAAUGCAGGCCUGGCAAGAUAUGAAGAGGGAGAAUAUAGAUUUAGAUCAGCAUACAUACGGAGAUAUUGUACGGGCAUUCUUAGAUAAUGAACUACCCUCGGAGGCUAUGAAAAUAUAUGAAGAGAUGAGGCAAUCUCUUGAUCCACCACUGGAGUUACCUUAUAGAGUAAUUCUGAAGGGUCUUCUACCUUAUCCUCUAUUAAGAGACAAAGUUAAACAAGAUUUUCAAGAAUUGUUUCCUGACAUACAAAUAAAUGAUAUUUCUGAAGAAAUGUUUGAUGAGUAUUAAAGAGAGGAAAUUAAACAAAGAUUUCAAAGAACUGUUCUCUGACAUCCAAAUAUAUGAUCUCCUUGAAAAAUUGUUAUUCGAUGAGUAAAGGUACCCUUUCAUUUUAUUUUCUUAUUUUGUCACUAGUACAAAAAAAUCUCAGUACUAUGGCGAUAAAUAUUUGAUCUUAGAUUCAACAUAAGAAAGAGGUUGAAAGGAAGUAUUAAACACAUUAUGAGUUGGAAGGCAAGUAUUGUCUCAUUAUGAGUUGGAAGGCAAGUAUUGCCUCAUUAUGAGUUGGAUCAAAUUUUGAGCAACAUUUUAUUCAGGCACAAUCUCCCAAUAAAUUGUGGCUCUUAUUUAUUCCAGAUGGUUUAUUUGGAGAUACAAGUUCUUGGCAAAUUGAUACCAAGUUUGUCAUUUUACACUUUCAGACCAUAAUUAAGUAUGCUCAUUUUUCAACAAGGAUUAGCAUUGGAGAA
This is a messenger RNA of Cryptomeria japonica (Japanese cedar), 1506 nucleotides long. Its product is annotated as pentatricopeptide repeat-containing protein At1g62350. Gene Ontology annotation, molecular function: protein binding. Bases 251 to 1045 code for a protein of 264 amino acids. The transcript has 2 exons. NCBI's taxonomy places the organism in Eukaryota, Viridiplantae, Streptophyta, Pinopsida, Cupressales, Cupressaceae. The record is from RefSeq and is a predicted model, not a curated record.